Messenger RNA from Cutaneotrichosporon cavernicola, 885 nucleotides. RefSeq lists its product as uncharacterized. Lineage: Eukaryota; Fungi; Basidiomycota; Tremellomycetes; Trichosporonales; Trichosporonaceae. The transcript has 3 exons. Gene Ontology annotation, biological process: negative regulation of transcription by RNA polymerase II; rRNA processing. The record is from RefSeq and is a predicted model, not a curated record. Gene Ontology annotation, cellular component: nucleolus. The coding region runs from base 1 to 885 and encodes 294 amino acids. Gene Ontology annotation, molecular function: DNA binding.
AUGGUUUCCUUCCAGUGUGACGGGUGUGCGGAUACGGUCAAGAAGCCGCAGUUGGAUAAGCAUCGCCAGCGGUGCUGGGCUAGCUUUACUUGUUUGGACUGCUCAACAACCUUCCAGAACCAAGACUACAAGAAGCACACGUCGUGUAUCUCUGAAGCGGAAAAGUACCAGGGCAAGCUGUAUCGUGGUCCCAAGUCCAACGCCACGUCUGCCAAUCCCUCCAACCAAGCUUCUGCUGCUGUUUCUGCUACCGCGUCGCCAGCCCCCGCAUCGGAGGGUGCGAACAUCCACCCCUCGCGAUUGAGGCAGGUCGAGGCCGACAACUCGGACUUUGACGGCAGCCCAGCAGGGUACGGGCGGGGCGGUUUCGGUGGUAGGGGACGGGGACGGGGCGGGUUCCGUGGUCGCGGAGGCGGUGGGUUCGCACCCCAGCCGCGCGGGUUCAAGCCCACGGGAGAGAAUCUGGCUCAGCCAGAGACGACGAUGCGGUCCUGGGGGUCGACUCCGGUUCCGGAUUCCACUCCGGCCACUCCGCCAGUCCAGGAGAAGAGGCGGAAGGGCGAUAAGGGGGGAACUGGCAGCAAGGCCAACUCGAGCACCAAGUCGAAUAUUGAGGAACCGGCUAGCAAGAAGCGUAAGCGUGAGGCCAGCGAGGCCGCAUCUGCGACCGUACCGGAGACCGCCGUACCCAACGGACCCCCUACCGACAAGGCGCUCAAGCGUAUUCGCAAGCACAUGGGCAAACUCGAGAAGAAGGGCGACAUGAGCCUUGCGCAGUGGAUCGAAAAGGUCGCGCAGGGCAAGGACAAGAGCGUGGACCGCGCUGAUGUGCUUGCUGGCCUGCAGGUGGCUUUCGUCGAUGGCAAGUGGCAGUUGAAGGCAUAG